Messenger RNA from Alosa alosa (allis shad), 1454 nucleotides. RefSeq names its product olfactomedin-like 3b (gene olfml3b). Lineage: Eukaryota; Metazoa; Chordata; Actinopteri; Clupeiformes; Clupeidae. The record is from RefSeq and is a predicted model, not a curated record. Gene Ontology annotation, biological process: signal transduction.
CCAACAACAGUUCCAGAUGUGAAAGUUCCCUCCCCCUGAAUUUAUCCAAACAUUCCAGUCCAGCAAGAGCCUACAGAGCAGGAGCGUGACACACACUCUCCCUCUCCCUCCAACACACACACACAUACACACACUCUCCCUCUCCCUCCAACACACACACACAUACACACUUGAAGAGGCCAGUGAGUUGGAUCGCUGCUGAAGAUGAAGCCGGUUCUGUUUGUGGUUCUGUUUGUGGUUCUGCUGGGACUGAGUUUGGAUCUAGCGGCAGCACAACAGCAGGCUCUCAUGGAUUACCUGGAGAGAAGGUUACAAGCCAUAGAGGACCGCAUCUCUCUGUGGCACGAGCAGACGACGCGCUACGCUGCGGAGCUGCGUGAGGUCAAGCAGCAGAUGGUGUCCCAGCUGGAGGUGCUGGACAAGAGGGGGAGGGUCUCCUUCCGGCUGGAUGGGCUGGGCUGUGGCGUGGGUGGGCGUGGGCUUGAGAUGGACUACCUGGACCAUGAGAAGGGAACACAGCCCUGUGUGGACGUGGACGAGAGGCUUGUGGAGCAGCAGGUCACCGUCGCCCGGGAGAGGACCAAGCUCAAGUACGCCAAGCUCUCAGGCUGUAAGGAUGUGAUGGCCAGUGUGAAGGGGAUGAAGGUUCUGAAGCGUCUGGGCGGCUCCGCGGGCAUGUGGACCAAAGACAUGACCUCUGGUGUGGGGGGGGUCUACGUGUUCAACGGCUCGUCCUCUGACACACUCCACCAGUUCAGCUCCGUCCGUGACUUCACUUCCUCCCAGGGCACCGCCCUCGCCACGCCCCUCAAGCUCCCCGGCCAAUGGAGCGGCACAGGCCACGCUGUCUACCAAGGCCACGCCUACUACAUGGAGGACUCGGCCGAGCUGCGUCUACUGAAGGUGUCGCUGACCGACGGCGCGCUGGCCGACAGCUCCGUGCUCCCGCUACCGGACCUGGUCCCUGCGUACGCGCUGACGCCGGACACCUACGUGGACCUGGCGGUGGACGAGGAGGGGCUGUGGGCCAUCUACGCCACGCGGGAGAGCCAGCGGCACCUGAGUCUGGCCAAGAUGGACGCCGGCACGCUGGCGGUCAUGCAGCUCUGGACCACGCCCUGCCCGAGGGAGAAUGCGGAGGCGGCGUUCGUGGUGUGCGGCGCGCUUCACGUGGUCUACAACAGUCGCCUGCCCGGCCGCUCCCGCGUCCAGUGCGUGUACGACGUGGGCGACCUGCAGCCGGCCGACGAGGCGCCGCUCGCCUACUUCCCCCGCCGCCAGGGGGCGCACUCGAGCAUGAAGUACAGCCCCCACGAGAAGCUGCUGUACGCCUGGGACCAGGGCUACCAGAUCCUCUACAAGCUCACCAUGAAGAACAAGCUGGAGGUGUAAUAUACACACACACACACACACACACACACACACACACACACACACACACACACACACCACAC